Messenger RNA from Paramecium pentaurelia, 297 nucleotides. Lineage: Eukaryota; Ciliophora; Oligohymenophorea; Peniculida; Parameciidae. The record is from the annotation of a GenBank genome assembly.
AUGAAAUGCCUAUUGUUAAAUCACAACUCCCAAGUUGAAAGAUAUUUUAUAAACCUAAAAUGUAUUGAAAAAACAAGCUUAUCUUGCAAUGAAUGCUAUUUAUCCAGUUUUUAUUGUAAUCAUCAAAAAGAUUAUAAUCUAAUUUCUGAUUUGCAUGAUUAUGUUGAAAAAAUAUCAACCUAAUGUGAAAGAGAACUAAUUAAGUUUCUAGGAGAUUUAGAAGAUUAAAUUUCAGGAUCGUUUUCUCAUUAAAAGAUAAAAUUAGAUCACAAUUUUAAAUAUCCUCACUCAGGUUGA